AACAUCUGUUCCGCUCACCGGCACCAGCUACUUCUCCUCUUCGCCACAUGCGGCUGAGACGCUCUCAUUCAAACUGAGACCUCCUCUCUGGAUUAACAGUUAUUUCACAUCGAUAGUCAGUAAACAGCUUUUUGACGUAGUCACUCUACCUACUUUGUUUUAACGUCCGGCAUCUUUUGUUUGAACGGAGUCGAUCUACAAAUUACAUUAUCCCGCGCGCGCUAUCGUAACGACACUUGUCUGGUGCGCGCUUAAUUAGCUCACUGGCUAGCUAGCAUUAGCAGCCAUUCAUCACCGGACUGACAACUGCAACGUGUGGAUGUACCCCUGCUCAUCUGCAGUUACAGUUGCACAAUGGCUGUCUGUUCAAUCUGUUUGAUAUCUGAGCACCAAAGAAACAGAAACAGAUCUAGUUUAAUUACAGGAUAGCAAUAAGCCCCCACUAUACCUCUGUUUACCUUAACUGUUUUCUGGUCAGUACCAGGUGAACACAAGUUUGCACUGCUGAAUCAUCCUGUUUAUAACAGGUGGGCCUAAAGAAGUUAAUUAUUUAUUUUAACAUUUACCUCUUUAUUUUACUAACUGCUGUUUUAGAAAUAGCAUUAAGUAGCUAUUUUGACAGGCAUUUAUUCCCUUUAAGAUUGUGAAGUAAUUUCUCUAUAGUCUAUAAUCAUGGUUUCCACAACUGCGACUGCAAUAAUACUGGCCAGCACAGCAGUCAUAGCUACCCAGACUGCUCUGACAGAGUAUAUGUGGCUGCUGAUUGUCGGCUUCAUCAUCGCCUUCGUCUUAGCCUUUUCCGUGGGUGCCAAUGAUGUUGCCAACUCAUUUGGCACAGCCGUGGGCUCUGGAGUGGUCACCUUGCGACAAGCAUGCAUUCUGGCCACGGUGUUUGAGACACUGGGCUCUGUGCUCCUUGGGGCCAAAGUGAGCGAAACCAUUCGCAAGGGUAUCAUCGACGUGGGCAUGUACAAUGGCUCUGAGCACGUGUUGAUGGCUGGAUCCAUCAGUGCCAUGUUUGGUUCUGCUGUGUGGCAGCUGGCCGCCUCCUUCCUUAAGCUCCCCAUCUCUGGAACACACUGCAUUGUUGGUGCUACUAUUGGCUUCUCGCUGGUGGCCAGAGGCCAGCAGGGAGUCAAGUGGAUUGAACUUCUCCGUAUUGUUAUUUCCUGGUUCCUGAGUCCCCUUUUGUCUGGAAUAAUGUCUGCCGUUGUUUUCUACAUUGUGCGUGUAUUCAUCUUACACAAGAAAGACCCUGUACCUAACGGAUUGAGGGCCCUGCCUGUCUUCUACGCUGUGACUAUGGGAAUCAACCUGUUCUCUAUCCUGUACACUGGAGCUCCGAUGCUGGGAUUUGACAAGGUACCUUGGUGGGGCACCCUGCUCAUCUCGUUGGGCUUUUCUGUGCUGACCGCCCUUGUGGUCUGGUUCAUUGUCUGCCCUCGCCUCAAGAAGAAGAUUGAACGCGAUAUCAAGUCUUCCAGCCCCUCUGAGAGCCCCCUGAUGGAGAAAAGGGAGCUGAGAGAGGCCCAGUGUCCAAUCCUGAAACAGACUGCCAAGGAGACUUCUACGCCUACCGACCCAGCUGACAAUCAAAGCCCCUCUGCUCAGCCCCAGGCUGCCCCCGAGGAGCGCAGGGUGGCGUUUGACAUCGGAGAUUCUGACGAUGUUGACAAUAAUAAGGAACGCAGGGUGGCGUUUGACAUCGGAGAUUCUGAUGACACGGACUACAGCAAUGCAAAUGGUGCCCCCAAACUGGUUCAACCAAACAACCAGCAUUCAGCCAAUCAGGUCCAGUUCAACAACCAGGUUCAGUUCAACAACAGGCCAGCACAAGCUCCAAGUAACGGUUACAGCCAGUACCACACAGUCCACAAGGACUCGGGUCUCUACAAGGACCUCUUGCACAAGCUCCACCUGGCCAAAGUCGGCGACUGCAUGGGAGAGGGGGGUGACCGACCCAUCCGGCGCAACAACAGCUACACCUCCUACACCAUGGCCAUCAUCGGCAUGCACGGAGACUUCAAGCAUAAGGAAGGGGACUACCGUGCCUACGAGGAUGGCGACAAGGGCGCAGUGCCAGGGGGUCAGGAAAGGAAGCGCGUGCGUAUGGACAGUUACACUAGCUACUGCAACGCUGUGGCCGAGCACACGACUCCUGAAGCUCUGGGAGAGGCUGAUGUGACGCUAGAAAUGGCGAAGGAGGAUGCAGGUAGCAGCCAAAGCUCUCUGGAUGAUGACAGGCUCGAGGCAGAUAAGCCAGAAGUCUCGACUCUCUUCCAGUUCCUCCAAAUUCUCACCGCCUGCUUCGGAUCCUUUGCCCAUGGAGGAAACGACGUCAGUAAUGCCAUUGGACCACUUGUAGCUCUGUGGCUGGUUUACACAUCCAGCAGUGUGUAUUCAAAUGAGCCCACACCCAUUUGGCUGCUACUGUACGGCGGCGUGGGCAUCUGCGCCGGACUCUGGGUGUGGGGUCGCAGAGUAAUCCAGACCAUGGGCAAGGACCUUACCCCCAUCACCCCCUCAAGUGGUUUCAGCAUCGAACUGGCCUCAGCCGUGACUGUCGUGGUAGCCUCUAACAUUGGCCUGCCUGUUUCCACCACCCACUGCAAGGUGGGCUCUGUGGUUGCAGUAGGAUGGCUGCGCUCAAGGAAGGCAGUAGACUGGCGUCUCUUCAGAAACAUCUUCAUGGCGUGGUUUGUGACUGUGCCCAUCUCUGGUCUGAUCAGUGCCGCCAUCAUGGCCAUCUUCAUCUAUGGCAUCCUUUGAGCAAUCGGGCUGCACCCCAAGCAGGGGAGGAGAAAGAAACCGCUCCAUUGCGCACCAGGAGAAGAGGAGCAAAGUUGGAAGGCCAAAAUAUAUCGCUUACCUCAAGCCAACAACUUUGGAAGAAAAAGGAAAAAAAAUAGAAAUGUUUGAAAGGACUUGUGAUAUGGGCCUGUGGUUCUUGGCUGCAUCAUCUUCAACCUAGAAUUUGCUGUUUGUUCCAUUUGGGCCACAUUACUUCUAGCGGGAAGCUUGCAUUUCUUUGUUCUGACUUGCUUUUUCAUAUCUCAUCAUUCUGUAACGAGUUAAUCUAAAAGCAUCAACUGAUUUUUUUCUAAUACUCAUUCUUCCAUAUUUUUUUUUACUUUGCAACUAUGUAUAUACAACCAUGUUCUGUUUUAAUUGUUUUACAUGUUAGAAAGAAAUGAACAAUCGAAAUGCAGUAUAAGCCUUUUGUCGAUGUAACUCUCCAGUCAUAACACAUGCUGAAAGUAACGUAGAUGCAAAAGCAGUAUUUUUAGGUGAAAACAAGUUUGUGUGUAUGUGCGCGUUUUUUUUCCUCAAUUCCAAGUAAUUGUUAUUAAUGCAUUAAUGUUUUCCAUCGGGCUUCAUUGUAUCCCCUAAACUGUUGGGACACUUGCUGUCCCCCCUCUUGUUAUAGAACAAAAUUGACUCUAAACUGACUGUAAAUUCAGAGAGUUUCAGUGUUUUCUACCAUACUUAUGCGAUCACAUUCGUCUUUAUGACAAUUAUCGGAAUAAUUGACUAUGGUAGAGGCACUAAUAGUACACACUGGAUGACCACUUUCAGAAUAUAUGAAAUACUGUAUCAAAAAAUCAGCGCACCUCUGGCAGGAAAUGAGAAAACCCUAAUCGUUGAAGUCAGUGGAUUAUCUACAAUCCAGCUCUUUCAUCAGUAUCUCCUGAGGCUCCUCCUUAUCGAUCAGCACAGAAAUAACUGCCUGAAAUUAUCAGCCAUUUGAAUUUGAGAAAUGUAACAGCAGAAUGUCAACUAACAGAAACACAUGCUGUCAUACAAGACCUCUUAAGUUUCCUGUUAAAACUUGAUUGCAUCAUCUUUGAUGGUUAAAUGCUUUGGGCCUUCUUCAGCGUUGUUUUUCCAGUUCACCGUGUAUCGGCUACUUCCCAGUAUGUUUGCACCUGCCCAGUCGUUUGGGUAAUUCUAGCUUUCCUCUUUCUUUCUCGGCCUGAAGGUUGUAAAAGAGGACGAACAGGAACCCCAUACUGGAAGUCAUCUUAACUAGGUGGUUUGGUGUUGAGCUGUUUGAAUCAGGCAGACAUAUGUUGCAUGCCACCAGUGUGUGGUCAUUUGGCUGCAGUACUAAAUGCAUAUCAGAUCUAUAGAUGCUGUAGUUGCCUUAAUUGUUUUGAUUUUCCCUUUAGGUACCAAAGAAUUUUUUUUUCUUUUUUUAAUGCACAUCAACAUACUAUAGUCCACACUUGUGGAUGAAAAAAAAAACAAAUAAAAAUGGGAAAAUA
This is a messenger RNA of Sebastes umbrosus (honeycomb rockfish), 4265 nucleotides long. It is a transcript of the gene slc20a1b, whose product is annotated as solute carrier family 20 member 1b. The coding region runs from base 673 to 2769 and encodes 698 amino acids. Gene Ontology annotation, molecular function: phosphate transmembrane transporter activity. NCBI's taxonomy places the organism in Eukaryota, Metazoa, Chordata, Actinopteri, Perciformes, Sebastidae. Gene Ontology annotation, cellular component: membrane. The transcript has 11 exons. The record is from RefSeq and is a predicted model, not a curated record. Gene Ontology annotation, biological process: phosphate ion transmembrane transport.